UCACUGCAGUGGUCAGCGGGUCACCUCCGUCACUUCAUGUCAAACAUUUGGUCAUUUAAGGCGCGCGUGCCGUUUAAAAUAAAUACUUCUUAUUCAAUGUUUUGCCAGUUUUUCUCUGAUUUAAUCGAGGAGAACAGCAAUCAUCAGUUUAAUUUGGCGGGUAGCGGAGCGUGUGUGUGUAUGUCGUCUGCUCCUGCUCCAAAUUAGGCGGGAAUAUGUGUCUAGUUGCAUGUGAGUGAAGCCGAGUUGGAGAUCCAGGAGGCAUGGAGACGGCAUAGUUUUCACCAGUAAUUCUUUGACAUCAUGGAGGAUUAUGAUAUUGAAAGUCUCCGCUCCAGUGAGCCCGAGUUACCGCCCGUCACCCCCGGGUUUUUCGACCUCGACGCUCUGAUCCUUGAUGAAAAGUCUUUAUGUAACAUCGACCAAAUUAUCGCCGCUCUCGACAUCCGACUCAACAAGGAAAACCAGCUUGUGCAUUUAGCCAUCAGGAACCUUAAAUAUGUAAUCAUGUGUCAGGAAAGAAAGCGCCGCCUGGAGGCGGUAAAACGUUUAUCGGCCCUCAACUCUGCCAAUCCCGAUCAUUUGAACACUUUAGCUAACCUGGAGCAUGUUUACAAACUCUGUCACAGGAGGGCAGACGCUACUGCAUGUCGGGAAAGGCUGGAUGAGCUCCUAGACAAACGGAAGCGGAAAUACGAGAUAUUGAAGGCGCAGUGCUUCCUAGAGCAAGGUUACGUUUAUACCGUGUUAUACCACGAAGCCAAGGGUGUAGAGAUGGUCAAGGGUGCAAUGGAUAGUGUGACGAAACGUCUCGAGGGACUCCGAAGGAAUUGCAGGGAUAGUCGUGCAGAAUCUUCAAUAGAUGGCGUCCUUGCGGAAGUCAGUAUCCUGACGUGUGAGCUGCUGAGUAUCGAGGACUCCAAGGAGCGGCGAGCAUUCAACACCAGCGAAUGUCUGAAGAACUACGAGGUCGGCCUGGAAAUGUUGAUGUGUCAGCCGGGUACAGAACUGGAGGUACAGCUGUGGAACUACUACCAGGCUCUAAUCAACUAUAACAUGGCUAACCUCACGUCACUCUGUAGGGCCGGACAGGCUGGGAUACACCGGAAGAAGGCGGCGCGACUGUUCCUCCAGGUCUUUAAAGAGCUUGACACAGACAUUCCGGAGUCGAUGCUGUACCGGGCCCGCUCUCUUGGCUACCUGGGUCAUCUUCUUUCUGCAAAUUUCGAGGGCAAAGGCGAUACGUACAAGGACACCCUAGAGACGUUUACCAUAACAACAACACAACUCGGCGGCGUGUCAAGCUUCCUGUACGAGAAAGCCAGAUCGUACUGCCCGGAUGAUCACGUGAUUUUAACGACGGAGGCGAAUUACAUGCUACAUAAAGCACUUAACAGAACAAACGACCCCUCGGAGAGAAAGCGACAGUUAGAUCGAGCAAACAUCACGGUCUCGCAGUCCAUUUCAAAUCUCGCAGAUUGCUACGAGAAUUCUCUAGCGUACUCCGUAAAACGUGAUAUCAACUAUCAUCUUGCGCAGCUGACACCAAAUCUAGCGGAAAAGUAUCUGCGUCAAGCCAAGUCUGACGGAGACGUGGCGCUGCGGUCAGGUGGCGUUUCCGACCUCGUUUUCAUGGGGAUGAUCUGUCACAUGUUGGCACAAUGUCAACCUCAGUCACGAAGACUGUCGUGUAUUGUGGACAAAGACGACAUAUUGUACGAAGGCAUUGACUACGCACAGCAGGCUCUUGAAAAGGGCGCCCAGGAUCAGAAUAAACUCAAGUGCUACGAAACGCUUGCAAGUAGCCUGUUUCAGCUGAAGUCGUACAGAGAGGCAGUGGAAUGUCUCAAGCGUGUUAUUGAAAAUGAUACGACGCGGAAUGUAAAUUUGUUUAAAACAUUGUGUACAUAUUUUUUCGAAUUGUAUAAAGACGCUGGAAAAAAUGGGCGCCAUAUCUUACAGGAAUUUGUAUAUUGGUUGUGCUGGUGUGCAGACAAAUUCGGACAGGAUGACGUCAUUCACAAUAUGGCGAAGUGUACGAAAGAAUAUUUUACAGAAAUGUUGGCGGUCAUAGAAGUAUUAACAUUAAGUCUUCAUGGAAACGGUGGAGUGAAUCAUGUUUGCUUGAUAGAAAAACUCAAACAAAAGCUUGAAAAGGUUAGGAACAAUGAAUCAAAGAAAAGAAAUGCAAUGCCGCGGUCACCGAAAAAUCGGUUCAGGUUCCUCCUACGUAGUCCGCAUGACAAGAGCAGGACUAUCGGGGAGAAAGAAAGAACGCCGACACAGACGAUUGGUCAAACGACUGGACCUGUAUCCAGCGUCCUAAAAAUCGUAUUACAGCUCCCAGGGAUGAUGCCUCAGUACUGCGGCACGUACGACUACAUCGUCAUCCACAGCCUGACCGACAUCAACUGGGUCAUGUACGUACUCCGGCCCUCGCUAGAGGAAAGCUUCGGAGUGAACAAGAUCAGAGGUUACCUGGCAUGCCGAGACUUUGUGGUCAGUUCUGGUGUCUGGGAGCCACUGAGGGACAAGGUCGCGACAAAGGUCAUUCUGGUUCUGUCCAUGGAGUUCAUACAUACAGAGUGGACACAUGCUGAUGAACAUACAGACAUUGUACGACUGUUAGAGGAUAAAAGCCGAGACGGCAAUCUGGUACCUCUAUUGUUGGAUUCACCAUGCCAAAUCCCCGAGAGGCUCCGAAGGAUUCUUGCACUCAAUUGGAGAACACCCGUGGGUCCCUACGACUGGGACCAGAUACGGCGAUAUUUGGUGUAAGAGGAUUUCCGCAAUGGCGCUUAGAAAAACAUGUUACUUCCUCCACGACGUAAUACCAAGAUUUUUUUAUUAUGGCUGUGAUCCUUUUUGAUAAUGGCAACAAAGAGCUGGAAAAUGCCGUCGUUUGGACAGUCACUUGUUAUAUCUGCAUGUGUUACUCUACAAAAAAAUCCUGUGUAAUUUGCGUAUGUAUAGCCUUGUUCCUUCAACAACUAAUUGGUGUUCACUCAAACGCACACAGGUGUUAUAAUACAGCAGGUCAGCAGCGAAAAUGCCAAUUUAUGUGGAGUAGUCAAGUAAUGUCUGAUAAGACACGCGGGUCGAUUGAUAAGUUGUGAGCCUCGUAUUGAAGGUGGUACUCAAGGAUGUUCUUUUUAAGUCUCACUAUUCUCAGACGAUAUAGGCCGUUUACCCAAGGACUGGUCUCAUUUUGCUAGUUUAUAUCGAUGAGGUAGCACCCGUAAGUAAACAAGACAAGCGGCUUUAGAAAAAUGGACAGAAUCGGUUGGGGUUAGGAUGAAAGAGUCUGCCUUGCCAUGGCUGCUAUUCACGAUUGUGGCUUUAAAUUGAUUGAGCAUCCGCCCUUUUCACCUGAUCUCGCUCCAUCAGACUUUCAUCUGUUUCCAAAACUGAAAACAGCUAUUUCAGGCACCCUUACUCUAACAUGCAGUGGAUGACUUUCUAAACAGCCAAGGAAAGGAGAUGUCUGGCAAAAUUCAAAUCCUUCAAUACGAGGCUCACAUUUUGUCAAUCAACCCUCGUAUGUGGUACAAUGGUUACAAUUUGCUAAUGGUAGGUAAAAUUGUUCUUCAUUCGUCAAGGGAAUGUAUAAGUGUUUUUGAUUGGUCAAAUGAAUGUAUCGGUGGUUCUGAUUGAGCAAUUUGAGUGUUUGAUAUGCGCUAUACCUUAUUAGGUUUCUGACAUGUUAUAGUUUAUUGCUGUCUUUGAGAGAUUAUCAUGGAUUUUAAGAAAAUUUAAGAAACAAAAGCCUGAGGGAUUCGGAUAAGUCACUGAAGCAUUAUUACUGAUUGGAUAUUUUAGUGGCUAUACUCGGUCAGUGGUAUGUUACAACCUUCCUGAUAGGUUCACAUGUUACAGAGCUUCUGAUUGGUGGUUAUAUUCCACGGAGUUGCUGAUAGCUCACUUCAUUAACCUUCGCCAGGAUUAAUUUCCAUGAAAAGUUUCCUAUCGUUCCUUAGUUUGAGGUGAAUUAUUAUUUUUAUUUAUAUAUAUUUAUGACGUGAUAAGUAUUAAUUACCUUUUUAUUUGUAAAUAUGUUUUCAUGUUUUUGUUCAGUGUUAGAGGAAGACUUUGUACUGAGGCAAGAGUGGGACCAGAAUAUGCUCAGUGUAGCAUUAUGGAGUACUGCUUUUUGUAAACAAAAAUGUUUUAGGUCGCUGAAAAGAAUGCAUUGUUAUGUUGCCGUAGAUUUUCAUAGUUUCUCUGAGAAUAGAAUACAUGGGACUUGAAGAUCUUGUAGGUUCGAGGAUUAGGAAAACAGUUAUGUUGUCUGUAAAUUGUUAUAAAAGUAUGAAAGAGAAUCAUUUGAUAAAUGAACAGUGGGAGUCAUGUCGAAUCGCCGAGAUAGGCAGAUGUAUUUUGUAUUGUUUGGUACAUAAUUUGGUUGUUAGCAGUAAGAUUUAUACCUGAAUUAUAUAUUAAAGUGUGCCGACACUUUAUCACUAGCCCUCCACCUCUGGGUUUCUAGUUCGAAACCCAUGUUGGACAUUUGCCUGGUACUGACAGUAGGCCGGUGGUUUUCUCCGGGUACUCCGGCUUUCCUCCACCUCCAAAACCUGGUUCGUCCUUAAAUGACCCUGGCUGUUAAAUAAAAUAAAACAUAACCUGAAUUACAAUUACUGUACAUAUUUUAAAUAAGAUAUCCUUUAAUCUAUUAUUAUUCACUACAAGGAAAAUGGCCUACGUUGAUAAUGAUAUUUAAGCUGCUAUUCGAAAGUUUAAAGCACUGAAUACCAUUUUGACGACAUUGUAUAUCAAGUUUGUAGUAAACAAUAUGUAACUUAUUUCUGUUGUAUGAACUAUAUAUAGACACGAAUAAAAUCUAUUGUUACCAAA
Messenger RNA from Pecten maximus, 4854 nucleotides. RefSeq lists its product as uncharacterized. The coding region runs from base 304 to 2778 and encodes 824 amino acids. The record is from RefSeq and is a predicted model, not a curated record. The transcript is spliced from 6 exons. NCBI's taxonomy places the organism in Eukaryota, Metazoa, Mollusca, Bivalvia, Pectinida, Pectinidae. Gene Ontology annotation, molecular function: protein binding.